This is a messenger RNA of Argiope bruennichi, 876 nucleotides long. RefSeq names its product gastrula zinc finger protein XlCGF7.1-like. Bases 1 to 876 code for a protein of 291 amino acids. Lineage: Eukaryota; Metazoa; Arthropoda; Arachnida; Araneae; Araneidae. Gene Ontology annotation, molecular function: RNA polymerase II cis-regulatory region sequence-specific DNA binding; DNA-binding transcription activator activity, RNA polymerase II-specific. Gene Ontology annotation, cellular component: nucleus. The transcript has a single exon. Gene Ontology annotation, biological process: regulation of transcription by RNA polymerase II. The record is from RefSeq and is a predicted model, not a curated record.
AUGUUGGUUACCAAACUUCUUAAAUUAGAAAACGGUGUAACAAGUUUUACAGUUAUACCUCACCUAUGUCAUCUGUGUCGUAAAGCUUUCACGACAAGAUCGGAUUUGACUGAACACCUGCUUACGCAUGGAUAUGAAGCAAACAACGAGGAAGAAACUAUUGUUCCUGAUACGUCAACUGAAAAUGAAUCGAAACCUUUCCAAUGCGAGAUAUGCCAGAAACGUUUUACCAGCAAAGCAUACCUCUUGAAACAUGUCAUGCUACACGACGGUGAAAAACCUUUCUCGUGCGAUGCAUGUGACAAGUCAUUCAGCCACAAGUCAAAUUUGCAGAAACAUUAUCUUACUCAUGAUCCAGAAAAGGCCAAACGAUAUCUCUGUCUUGUAUGUGGUAAAGAUUUCACAUCUAAAGCCUACUUGAAAAAGCAUGAUUUGAUACAUAAGGGACAAAAACCUCACGUUUGCAAUAUUUGCAGCAAGGCCUUUACACUGAAAACAAACCUCCAGAAGCAUUACUUGACGCAUUCAGAUCGAAAACCAGUGCAUAUUUGUGAUCUGUGUGAUAAAGGUUUCACAUCCAAAGGCUAUUUAGAGAAACAUCGGCUCAUACACAUUGAUGAGCGACCUCAUGUGUGUGGUGUUUGUUUCAAGGCUUUUACAUUGAAAACAAAUUUACAUAAACAUUAUUCUACACAUUCCUCCUUAAGACCGUAUGUGUGUAAAGAAUGUGGUAAAAGUUUUAAGAUGAAAGUUGGUCUUGAUCAGCAUUGUGCAGUCCAUUCAAAUGAGAAGCCAUUUGCAUGUGAUGUGUGCCCUAAAUCUUUUAAAAAUAGAAGUGCUUUGGAAAGACAUGAGCGGUCCCAUUUCAUAGAAUAA